Messenger RNA from Grus americana (Whooping crane), 1972 nucleotides. RefSeq names its product PC4 and SRSF1 interacting protein 1 (gene PSIP1). Gene Ontology annotation, molecular function: double-stranded DNA binding; transcription coregulator activity. The transcript has 17 exons. Gene Ontology annotation, biological process: regulation of transcription by RNA polymerase II. Gene Ontology annotation, cellular component: nucleus. The coding region runs from base 240 to 1955 and encodes 571 amino acids. The record is from RefSeq and is a predicted model, not a curated record. NCBI's taxonomy places the organism in Eukaryota, Metazoa, Chordata, Aves, Gruiformes, Gruidae.
CCGCCCCUCCUGGCGGGAGGAGGGAGCGCGGCUGUAUCUCCCGCGGCGGCGGCUGCUGCUGCUGCUGCAGUCGGAGGUGGGCUGCGGGCCGCGCUGCAGUGCGGUGGGUAGUGAGGUGCCAGACCGCCGCGGCUGAGCGGGACCUCAGGUGGCUGGUAGUGCUCCGGUGACUGGAGGUGCAGACCCUCCCCUCGGCCCAAUUCGUCUAGCGGCAACAGGCGUCGCGUCGGUGAGAAAACAUGAGCCGAGAUUUCAAACCCGGAGACCUGAUCUUUGCCAAGAUGAAAGGUUAUCCCCAUUGGCCAGCCAGGGUGGAUGAAGUUCCUGAUGGAGCAGUAAAACCUCCUACAAAUAAAAUGCCCAUUUUCUUUUUUGGCACACACGAGACGGCAUUUUUGGGACCAAAGGACAUAUUUCCUUACUCUGAAAAUAAAGAUAAAUACGGCAAACCAAACAAAAGGAAGGGUUUUAAUGAAGGGUUGUGGGAAAUCGACAACAAUCCCAAAGUUAAGUUCUCUCAUCAUCAGACCCUUCCAGCUGUUAACACUCCUGUCAAAGAAACUGUUCAAGAAAGCAGCCAGGAGCCUGCUGAGGGGAGUGAAGAAAAAGCAGGAGCCAAAAGAAGAAAGUCUUCUGUCUCAAAAUUGUCCCCUAAAGGGGAUAACAUAGCUACAGAAGCUGAAGCAGAAGAGAAGGAGAUGGAUGCUACAAAGGAAGAUGAUCUACCUUCUGAAAAGAACAGUAAAGAAGAUGUGGUGAAAACAAAUGAUGCUUCUAUUCCUAAAGUUGCUAGAAGAGGAAGAAAAAGAAAGGCUGAAAAACAAGCUGAAGCUGAGGAAGCAGCAGCGGUGGCAGCAGCAGGUCCUGUGCCAGUGUCUCCAAAAGUAAGCCCCAAAAGAGGAAGACCAGCAGCUUCUGAAGUAAAGGUUCCAAAACCAAGAGGGAGACCGAAGUUGGUGAAACCACCUUGUCUUUCAGAGAGUGACUCUGUUAAUGAGGAGGAGAAGGCAAAGAAAAAAGGACCAGAAGAAAAGCCCAAAAAGCAAGGGAAAAAAGAUGAGGAAAGUCAGAAGGAAGAGGAGAAAUCAAAGAAGGAAUUUGACAAAAAAGAAGGAAAGAAAGAGGCUGAACCAAAAAAGAAAAGUACUGCAAAAGGGGGUUCUGUAUCAGCUUCUGAUUCUGAAGAUGAUGGAGAAGAACAAGAAGGUGACAAGAAGAAAAAAGGGGGAAGAAGCUUUCAGGCAGCUCAUAAAAGAAACAUUGUAAAAGGCCAAAAUGAGAGAGAAGCAACAGAAAGAAAGCGUAAGCAAGAGGAACAGACAGAAUCUGAAUCGCAGGGUAAAGAAGAAGGCAAGAAAGCAGAAGUUAAGAAGAUGGAGAAGAAAAGAGAAACAUCAAUGGAUUCUAGGCUUCAACGGAUACAUGCAGAAAUUAAGAACUCCCUGAAAAUUGAUAAUCUUGAUGUGAACAGGUGUAUUGAGGCUCUUGAUGAGCUUGCAUCCCUUCAAAUCACAAUGCAACAAGCUCAGAAACAUACAGAGAUGAUUCUGACCCUGAAGAAGAUACGGAAAUUCAAAGUUAGCCAAGUUAUCAUGGAGAAAUCUACAAUGCUAUAUAACAAGUUCAAGACCAUGUUUCUGGUUGGGGAAGGAGAUUCUGUUCUUUCCCAAGUACUGAAUAAAUCACUUGCUGAGCAGAAGCAGCAUGAGGAAGCCAACAAAACCAAAGAACAGUGGAAGAAAGGCGCGAACAAAAAAAUGGAAAAAGAAAAGGAGCAAACAGGUUCGAAGGUUCUGAAUGGAGGAUCUGAAGCUCAAGACACCAGCCAGUCACAAAACAACGGAGAGAACACGGAGGAGAAGAACGAUAAGGAUGAAGUUGGCAGUAAGAAGGCAUGUGAUGAAGAGAAAGAGCUUGAAAAGCCAGCAAACGAUCCUGCCUUUGAAAACAACUGAUGUGACUGGUGUCUUUU